GAGUGAGAAUCGUACUCUGAUUGACUUUUUCAGAUCUGCCCCCUGGUGGCUGACGCCGUGACUGAUUUGAACCCUCAGUUGAAAACGCUCAAUGUCUUGGCCCAAGUGGACAAGUACGCAGAGAUUGAAUAUUCCAUGGUCGCCGACCCCACGAUCGUCAAGUCUUCCAUCGGUUUGAGCUUGAAGGGGGAAUUCUACAACAUCGAGAAAAAGCAGGAAACUCCGUUCCCCGCUGCGGUCUUCUCUCUGCCAACCGAGGACAAGAAAAUGUUGUACUUGGGCGUGUCCGCCUUCACCGCCAACUCUGCGGCUUUUGUCUACCACACCGCCGGAGCCCUGAGCUUGUACAUCACCGAUGACAUGAUCCCUCAAAGCUCCCCAUUCAGGCUCAACACCAGAACAUUUGGCGGUUUCAUCCCCCAGAUUGCCAAAUCUUUCCCGUGUUUGUUGAUGAAACUGCUGGUAAAAACGGCGGAAACGCCCAUCGUCACCGUGGAGAGCAACAACGCGACGAUUCAAGCCACCAGCACGGUGACGGCCUAUGCCAUCCAAGCCAACGGCACGCUCUCGCCGCUGUUUGUCCUCAACAUGGAGACCAGUGUCAGUGCCAGCGUCUUUGUUAGUGGCAUGAUGCUAACUGGAAAGGUGACCCUCAACAAAAUGGAGCUGACCCUGGGGACAAGUUAUGUGGGAGACUUUCAGGUCAAAUCCCUUGACAACAUCCUGAACCUGGUCCUGAAAAUGGUUGUUAUUCCAAAAGUGAAUGUUCAACUUGCAAAGGGAUAUCCACUCCCCACCAUUGGGAAGAUGAAGCUCGUCAACCCCGACCUUCAGAUCCUGAAGGACUACAUUCUGAUUGGGACAGAUGUUCAGUUUACAGGGUGAUGGAGUGACACCCACAACGGAAAAACAAUCACUGCAAAUGACUCAGAGAUCUUCCACAUCUUCAGCUUUCAUUUCAAUAUUAUUGCUCAACAUUUGUUCCAGUUUCUCUUUACAUUUGAGAGUUCUUUUAAAGAUCCCGUGAUCUGUUUUCAAAUCUUGAAAUGGCUUCGUCCC
Molecule: messenger RNA, 1059 nt
Organism: Hippocampus comes (tiger tail seahorse)
Lineage: Eukaryota; Metazoa; Chordata; Actinopteri; Syngnathiformes; Syngnathidae
Product: bactericidal permeability-increasing protein-like
Exons: 10
Coding region: 136-885 (249 amino acids)
Molecular function (GO): lipid binding
Source: RefSeq, a predicted model, not a curated record